Brenthis ino (lesser marbled fritillary) is the source of this 201-nucleotide messenger RNA. The record is from the annotation of a GenBank genome assembly. NCBI's taxonomy places the organism in Eukaryota, Metazoa, Arthropoda, Insecta, Lepidoptera, Nymphalidae.
AUGCGGAAAAGGGACGGCGAGCCGCGCAACUCCAACCGCCGCCAUUUAUUUCUUUCCAGUGCUCGACUCGGUCGUAGUGACAGCGCUUUUGAAUGUGACGUGGUUACAACGCUAGUAUGUCUGGCGUUUUCACAUCUGUUGUCAACAAGAAAUAACGUGGAUUAUGCAAGGUGGAAUGAUAUAUGGACAAGUGUUAGUCAG